AUGGAUGGAAAGUCGGACGUUGAGGUUCACAGGUACCACGUCCGACAGGUUCUUACAAUCAUGCGAAAGCAUCAAUUGUAUGCAAACCUCAAGAAGUGUAUAUUUGCAGCAAGCGAAAUACCACUUCUUGGGUGCAUCGUCGGUGAUAACGGUGUACGUCCUGAUCCCGAAAAGAUCAAGGCGAUCGCCGACUGGCCUGUGCCGGUUGAUGUCAAAGGUCUUCGAAAAUUCCUUGGGCUAGCGGCGUAUUUGCACAAGUAUUCACGCAAUUACGCCGAGAUGACUGUGCACCUCUCUCGUUUGUUGAAAAAGAACGAGAGGUGGUUAUGGAACGCUGAAUGUCAACGCUCCUUUGAGGGUAUCAAGCAGAGCUUGAUACAAUCCCCAAUCCUAGCAAUUGCCGAUCAGGACAGGCCAUUUCAUGUGGUCUGUGAUGCCAGCGAUUUCGCAAUCGGCUGUGCAUUAAAGCAGUACGACCUAGAAGGCGUUGAACGCGUCGUCUGCUAUCAGUCGCGUCAGCUGCAACCAGCUGAGCGGAACUAUCCAGUGCAUGACAAGGAACUCCUUGCCAUGAAGUAUGCACUCGCGAAGUUCAGAGUCUAUCUAUUAGGAGAUAGACCCUUCAUUGUUUACACUGACCAUGCGUCAUUGCGCACGGCAGUGAACAGCCCGCACCUUUCACGACGAAUGGCGCGGCGGUUGUCAUCCUUUGCGGAAUACAACUUUACGGUCGAGUACAAACCAGGACGACUUAAUGUCGUCGCUGAUGCACUCUCACGUCGUCCCGACUUUGAAACAGUCGCGAAACCCAACAGUGAGACAGUCACUGUUGCGGUUAUGACGUCCUCAGUCCCAUCUACAACGUUGUAUGAUGAUGUGAGGCGGGCAUACGCCCAAGAUGGUGAGAUUGUGAAGUUGUUGACACAUCUCUCCCAACCAUCCCGAGAAUCGUUGAAGCGAUUGUGGCCUGCGUAUCGAUCUGCAUCAGAUCGAUACACUACUCGCAACGGUUUACUGUAUUAUACAGCCAUUUCUGGUGACACACCACGUGUUGUCAUUCCAGAUGAUACUGAUCUGCGUUUGCGGAUCAUGUUCGAGUAUCACGAUGCUCCUAUAGGAGGACAUCGUGGCCGAGAGAAAACAUAUCUCACGGUGAGUCGAGACUUUUACUGGCCCCGCUAG
Molecule: messenger RNA, 1182 nt
Organism: Peronospora matthiolae
Lineage: Eukaryota; Oomycota; Peronosporomycetes; Peronosporales; Peronosporaceae
Source: the annotation of a GenBank genome assembly